This is a messenger RNA of Aaosphaeria arxii CBS 175.79, 1613 nucleotides long. RefSeq names its product Clp1-domain-containing protein. The transcript has 2 exons. Gene Ontology annotation, biological process: tRNA splicing, via endonucleolytic cleavage and ligation. Gene Ontology annotation, cellular component: mRNA cleavage factor complex; nucleus. Gene Ontology annotation, molecular function: polynucleotide 5'-hydroxyl-kinase activity. Lineage: Eukaryota; Fungi; Ascomycota; Dothideomycetes; Pleosporales. The record is from RefSeq and is a predicted model, not a curated record. The annotation marks the transcript as partial.
GUGACUUCUAUCCACAAAGCAAUCUCAGCGCGCAGCGCUUCCUAGCUGCUCUCCCGCUUCGCACAUCCAGACAACCACAACACCACCAUGUUGUCGCUCCCAGGCCUCAACCUAGCCGCACCCUCCUCCGAACCCACCACAACCUCCAGCGCGACUCUAGCGCGCCCACAAGACCUCCCCGCCAAUACUGAGUACCGCUUCGAAGUCGCCUUCAACCGGACGCUGAGCAUAAAGCUCGUGACCGGCACAGCAGAGCUCUUCGGCACCGAACUCGCGCCCUCCUCAGCAUACACGUUCACGGGCACAAAGGCUGCGAUAUACACAUGGCACGGCUGCAAGCUCGAAGUGACGGGUGAGGUGGAGAGCGAAUACAUCGCCGAGGAGACGCAGAUGACGAGCUAUGCGAAUGCGCAUUUCGCGCUGGAAGAGCUGAGGGAGAGGGCCAUGUCAGCGACGCAUAACGGCAGCGCAGACCUCCAUGGCGGGCCGAGGGUGCUGGUGGUUGGACCUGAGAACUCAGGGAAGACGAGCGUGGUCAAGAUAUUGACUGCGUAUGCGGUCAAGAUGGGACACCAGCCCAUUGUCCUGAACCUCGAUCCCAAGCAAGGCUUCCUCGGCGUCCCUGGUGCGUUCUCAGCUGCAGCGUUCUCCAGCAUCAUCGACAUUGAGGAGGGAUGGGGCAGCUCGCCGAUAUCAGGCCCGAGUCCGAUUCCGGUGAAGAUGCCGCUCGUAUAUCAUUACGGCCUGGCGAACACUGAGGACGGUGCUGGACAGAAGCUGUUCAGGCCGUUGGUGACGAGGAUGGCGCUCGCGGUCACGAGUCGGUUGGAGGAGGACAGCACGGCGAAACAGGCUGGCUUCAUUGUAGAUUCCCCGGCUUCCAUUGCUCAAGGCAAGGCGGGCGUUUACGAGAACAUAGAGCAUAUAGUGUCUGAGUUUUCAAUAAACGUCGUCUUCGUCCUUGGCAGCGAACGCCUCUACUCAGACCUCCAACGCAAAUACACGGCCCGCGACCCCAGCGACCCCGUCCACGUCAUCCGCCUCGACAAGACUGGCGGCGCCGUCGCGCGCGACGAAUCCUACAUGAAGUCCCUCCGACAGGCGCAGAUCCGCGAGUACUUCUUCGGCACGGGAGACAACACCCUAGGUCCCCAUUCGCACAUGGCCGACUUCGCAGACUUGAAUCUGUUUAGGAUCGUUGAUCCGGCAGAGUCGACGGCAAGUGCGCCGGCAGGGGAUGAGUAUGAUAUUUAUGGGACGGGGGCGGGUGUGGGGUCGAUAUAUGAGAGGGUGACGCCGUCGUCGUCGAUACAGAAUUCGCUGUUGGCGGUGACGACGGCGUCGGCGAACGAGCCGCAGGAUAGUAUUAGAGAUUCGAGCGUGAAGGGGUAUAUUUAUGUGGCGGAUGUGGAUGAGGCGAAGAGGAAGGUGAGGUUGUUGUCGCCGCAGGCUGGGCAGACGCCUUCGACGGCGAUUUUGUUGGGGUCUUUCCCGGAGGAUGUUCCUGGGCUUGUGAGCUGAUUGAAUUCACUUGCGGGGUAUGGGGGUGGUAGUGUCCAUCUAGGCUGGGUGCAGUCUAUAGAUGCAUAGUUGAUUUCAAUGGGUAUAUAGCU